Messenger RNA from Symsagittifera roscoffensis, 1795 nucleotides. RefSeq names its product ER lumen protein-retaining receptor 2-like. The record is from RefSeq and is a predicted model, not a curated record. Lineage: Eukaryota; Metazoa; Xenacoelomorpha; Acoela; Convolutidae. The transcript has 5 exons. Gene Ontology annotation, molecular function: ER lumen protein retrieval receptor activity. Gene Ontology annotation, cellular component: cis-Golgi network; membrane; endoplasmic reticulum. Gene Ontology annotation, biological process: endoplasmic reticulum to Golgi vesicle-mediated transport; protein retention in ER lumen. The coding region runs from base 15 to 653 and encodes 212 amino acids.
CUUAUUAAAUAGAAAUGAAUGUGUUUCGACUGUGCGGAGAUCUGUCUCACUUGCUGGCCAUAUGUUUACUACUCUGGAAGAUAUGGAAAUCAAGAUCUUGUGCCGGUCUGUCCGGGAAGAGUCAGGUGUUGUUCCUACUGGUGUUCGUCACCAGGUACUUGGAUUUGUUCACAACCUUCAUCUCGGCCUACAAUACGUGCAUGAAGGUGUUCUACAUAUUCGCCAGUGCGGCUACGGUGUAUUUGAUCUACUUCAAGUUCAAGGCCACCUAUGACUCCAAUCAUGACACCUUCCGACCGGAGUUCCUCGUCGUUCCCGUCGCCGGUCUGGCCGUUCUCGUUAAUCAUGACUUCUCUCUCCUUGAGAUCCUGUGGACUUUCUCGAUUUACCUGGAGUCGGUGGCCAUUCUCCCCCAGCUGUUCAUGAUCAGCAAGACGGGCGAGGCAGAGUCCAUCACUUCCCACUACCUGUUCGCCCUGGGUAUGUACCGGGCACUGUACAUCUUCAACUGGGUGUACCGGUACUACAACGAGGGCUUCUUCGACCUCAUCGCCAUCGUAGCCGGAUGUGUCCAGACUGUUCUCUACUGCGAUUUCUUCUACCUUUACAUCACCAAAGUUCUAAAAGGCAAGACAUUGACACUACCAGCUUAAUAAAUUCAACCCGCUGUUUUACAUCACUUGAUCGGAAGUUCAACGGAAUGAAACGGAACAUCAAACAUUAAGAGGAGCUGAUAUGGGUUUUCAAAGAAGAAAAACUGCAGAACUCUAACUCCAACUGUACUUGCUGUAAUAUGUAGAUAAUGAUAACUGUUGUCGUACUCUCUUAAUUCAUCUAACAUCAUUCAUAUCAAGUGCGAAUUCUUUAUGUGAAUUUCUGUGAACUUACUUUCUUUCAUUCGAUCAGCAAUUUUGAAAAUACUCGAAUAGUUUUAAACAAGGAAACAUUUUUAAAUGGCACCAUGUGAAGUUCAUCUAUCCUGAUAGUAGAGAUGAAAUGGAACAAGAACAUCUUUACAAAAAUGCUGACGUUGACUAUGAAAGCUAACCGGAGCUUAAUUCAACUGUGCAUCACCAUCGGUAAUGUGGCUUGUACAUGAAAUGAUUUGGAUGUACUUUGUUUGCUGUGGUUCAACUAAAAAUAAAAUUUGCUCAGUAAAAAGCGAUAUGAUGUGAUGAAAAAUUAUGGAACUUGAAUUGUCAUGUUUACUCAUGACAAGCGUUUGCAUUUGUACCGCAGAAAUAAAACUUGCUAGCCUCGUAAUUCAUGCUCAUUUAGGUUCAAAAAUGACGUUUUCGAUCAGUAAUAUAAAAAUAUUUAAUUAUAAUCUGCUUGAUUUAUAGCAGGGCUUAAUGGAAGGAAUUGAAUCGAUUAUUCGGGAAAAUAUGUUUUCAUUUGUAUAUUUCUUGUAAAAUAUGGGUGCUCUUUCAUUAUUUAAAUUAAAUAUAAAUCCAAUUCCGAAGUUUAUUAAUGCCUUAAUUUUUUUGACCGCUCGUUAUUUUGCUUUUACCCGUAAGAAAAUUGGAAAGACCAAAGAGGUGAAGUUUUUAACGCGCCGAAUAUUUGCUGCUAAUUGAAUGUUAAUUAAGUAAUUAAUUACAUGGACUCGUCUCGUGAAUGAUGAAAUGAGAAGCUUGCAUUUUUCUUCACUAUAAGUCUUUAAACUGACUCAUAGAUAUUGUUGUUGUUGUGUCUAAAGCAGUGGUUGCGGUUACCUACCCAUUUUGUGUUUGACUCAGUCGAUAUAUGAUGUUUCUUAUGCUAUAUUAUUGGUAUAAAUUCAGUAUUAAACUCA